AUGUGGGCAGCAUCUUGCCUGGCUUCAUGCUGUGCAGCUAGUGCAUGUGAAGCUUGUCGAACAGUUAUAUCCAGCAUCAGUGGACGUUUUGCUCGAAUUGCUUAUUGUGGUCUUUUUGCUUUCUCUCUUACCAUUUCAUGGAUCCUCAGAGAAGUUGCUGUUCCUCUCGUGGAGAAAAUCCCAUACUCCAGAUACGAGUGGUUUGAAACUGAUGAUGUGUUGCGUUUGGUGCCUGCUGGUGAUUUUUAUGUUUUCCUUCCAAAUGGGAUCGUCGCCUUUUAUGGUAUAUAUGUGAAUAAGAAUCUUGGAUUGGACAAUACACAAGUCUAUGGUUCUGAUUAUGACUAUACAUUGGCUCAUUACUUGGCUAACUUACAGAGUUUGAUAUAUGAUCUUGCAAAAGACCACAUUGUAAAUGAGUUUAAGUAUCGAGAGAUUUGUUCAACUUUUGAAUACGAUCCGUCUUUUUCAAUUAGAGGACUGUAUUAUGAUAAGCUAAAGGGGUGCCUCUUGAAGUUGGAUUUUUUUGGGCUUAUUGAGCCUGACGCAUGCUUCUUUGGUCGUCGAAAGCUUAGCCGAAAGGAAAUAGAAGAGAUGUAUGGGCCACGGCAUAUUGGUCAAGCUUGUGGACUUGUUCAAUUGAUGGAUUUCUUUUGCUUUAGUGAGCACUUUGUAGAUGCUACAUUGCAGUUUGAUGCUUCCUACAUAUAUGAAGAUGUCAACCGUGCAAUCCAGCAUGUUCACCCAAGUGGUUUGGUCCACAGGGGAAUUCUUUCAGAUCCUCAGAGAUACGUAGUAAAAAAUAUGCUACACUUUUUAAAGAUGCUCAAGGAGAAGGGAAAGAAACUGUUCUUGAUGACUAAUUCUCCAUAUUAUUUUGUUGAUGGGGGGAUGCGUUCUAUGUUGGAGGUUCCAUCGAAUUUGUUCAAGGACCUAAGAGUAUAGAAUCCUCGCAUUCUUUUGACAUAGUGAAAUUAACACUGAUCAGCCGGGAGAAAGUAUAAUAAUGUGGCCUGGAAUUUUCUCCUGCAUUGACUCAAAUUUGCUUUGGACAAAAAUCUUCCUCAUUACUGGUAAACCAUGGCCUACUUUUAACAUCGCCAAACUAAAUCAUUGGAAUACACAAGGUGAGUCUAUCCUUUAUUGAUCGGUACAACAAGUGUUUAUUAUAGAGAUUGAAAUAAGAGAGUACAUAGGAUUUAGGGGGAUCCAAAAGGAUGCAACACCGAGGAAAAGAACAUGAGAAAAGAAAAGAUACAGCUUACAACACCACAAACUUGAGGAAAGCCUCAGAUUUCCAAAAAUUAAGAGGAAGAACUAGUACCACUUCAUGAAUGACUACUACCACUUCUUGAAUGUUCUCUCUUGAUAGCUACAAAUUUGGCUUCUAAAACAUAGUACUCCGGCAGCUUUGGAUGGAUAUGACUGCAAGGAGAGGAAGAACUAGUACUACUUCUUGAAUGUUGUCUCUUAAUAGCUACGAAUCUGGCUUCUAAAUCAUCAUACUCUGGCAGUUUUGGAUGGACAUGGCUGCAAGGAGAGGAAGAACUGGUGUUUGAAGUGCUAUGCCGCUGAUGAGACUGAAGUGAGACUGACCUUGUAAACUGAUCCGUUGGUGUUUCUUUCUGCUUUUGAGGUGGUGGCAGUGUCGUGGACCUCUGCAAAUUUUUGUUCUUCGAUGGAUUUGUUUCCCCGGUGCAUGAUUCAGGAGAUGAAGCGUGGUUUUCUUGAAAGUCGUCUUCCAUUUCCAAAAAGCGAAGUUCCUCUGGAGAUAUCUCUCGAGUGUUGUUCAAUAAAUAACUUUUUCCACAGUGCCGUGAAUCAUCAUAGUAGAAGGCAUAUCCAUUUUCUUUAGCUAUUUCUUUCAUCAAUCUGAAUUUGACAUCGUCGGAUAUUGACUUGGCUGAGAGCUUUUUGAUUAACGGAGGGCUCACGAGAUUUCCUGGAAGCAAUUCCACUGCAGCAAUUUCAAACUUAUUCCCAUAUACGUCGCCAAACAGCUUACGUAGCUUAAGCAGCUCAGGCAGAUCACCACCACAUCUUGCAGAAGCAUAUAUCAAACUUGAUGCUGCUUCAUUAAUGUCAUUGCGGAAGUCCUUGCUUUGCCAAAUGUAUGUUAAGUUGAUCAUAAUGAAUUCACAGAAAUUGUCAAGUAGUUCAUAAACAUCCACUCUACCCUUGUCCUCGUAAAGCUUCUCAGCUCGCCCGAACGCUCUUUGGUUUUGACCAUUCUCUAGAAGCCGAAGAAUGUCUUCACGCGACUGUCUUAUAAUUAAUUUGUGCUUGUUCUUCAAUAACUUUAAUCGACAUUGAAGUCGUUUUAUCGCUGUCUUGCAUUUAGAAGCUUUGCUCCAUCCAAAGAAAAUUGAGAAUAA
Molecule: messenger RNA, 2375 nt
Organism: Papaver somniferum (opium poppy)
Lineage: Eukaryota; Viridiplantae; Streptophyta; Magnoliopsida; Ranunculales; Papaveraceae
Product: 5'-nucleotidase domain-containing protein DDB_G0275467-like
Exons: 10
Coding region: 1-945 (314 amino acids)
Molecular function (GO): 5'-nucleotidase activity
Source: RefSeq, a predicted model, not a curated record